GUUCACGUUCACAACCCAGCCAAGAUGUUUUCUGCUCGAUCCCUGGCGCGCUCGGCGCCCCGCGCCAUCUCGCGUUUGACCACCACCAGCAGACCUGCCAUCGUCAGGCAAGGCGCCUUGUUGCGCGCGCUACCUGUGCGCUCCCAGAUCUCAGCAUUUUCCACCUCCCUCCUGCGCAAGGCCGCUGCUGGCACGAUCGACCCCGAACUCAGCUCAAAACUCGACAGCGAGAUACAAUUCGAGAACACCAUGAAAGAGAGUGAGACGCUACCCGUGAGCAUCAAGGACUUCAUGGAGAACGGCCCCUUUGAGAUCCAAGAUACCCCCGGCCAGCAGGAUGUCGUCCUCACCCGGACGUACAACAAUGAGAAGAUCACCGUGACCUUCUCGAUCGCCGACAUCGCCAGCAUGGAUAACGACAUGAUGGAGGAGGACGCGGGCUUGGGCGAGGAGGACAGCGACCUGCUGGGCGAGGGCUCGCGCUCGCAGCAGGAGGCCGCUGAGGACGCCGAGGACGCCGACGGCGAGGUUCUCGACCAGGAGCCGUCCGUGACCUGCAGGCUGAAUAUUGUCGUCGAGAAGCCCGGCCAGAAGGGUGCCCUCAACAUCGAGGCCGUCGCUCAGGAUGCCAGCAUCCUCGUCGAGAACCUGUACUUUUACCAAGAUGCCGCCAUUGCCCACUCGAGCAGCGCCGAGGCCGUCCACAAGGGGGGAGAUGUCUACCCAGGUCCGCCCUUUGGCACCCUCGAUGAGGACCUGCAGCUGCUGAUGGAGCAGUACCUGGACGAGCGCGGUAUCAACUCGGCCCUGGCCGUCUUCGUGCCGGAUUACAUGGACAUGAAGGAGCACAGGGAAUACCUUGCUUGGCUGAAAAACGUCAAGCAGUUUGUGGAUGCGUAAAUAAAUCGAAAAUAUAAGAUAAAAGGGAAAAAACUAAGAAAAAACAGAGAGGAGGCUCCCGGGGCCGUGGGGGGGAAUAAGGUUUCAAUCGAAAAGGUCUGAAUAGUUUGACGAUGGUGCGAGGUGCUGGUUAUAUUUGGGCUGAUAACUUUUGCUUCUUUUCCCCACCCCCUUCCAAGAAAGGCGAUUUUGUUGGAUCCCCUUUCAGCCUCACAAAAAAAAGCACUUUCCACUCCUGAAGGAAUUCAAACAAUGAUGUAUUAUAGGUGAAUGUUUCUGGCUGGAAACAAAAAGAAAAGAAAGAGAAAAAAGGAGAAAAAUUCUACGAUCACUCUGGCGUUUUAUAUCCAAAAUCAAGAACUGAAAGUGGAGCAUUUG
Messenger RNA from Cryphonectria parasitica EP155, 1278 nucleotides. RefSeq names its product mitochondrial glycoprotein. The record is from RefSeq and is a predicted model, not a curated record. The transcript is spliced from 2 exons. NCBI's taxonomy places the organism in Eukaryota, Fungi, Ascomycota, Sordariomycetes, Diaporthales, Cryphonectriaceae. Gene Ontology annotation, biological process: cytosolic ribosome assembly. Gene Ontology annotation, cellular component: mitochondrial matrix. The coding region runs from base 25 to 900 and encodes 291 amino acids.